Messenger RNA from Juglans regia (Persian walnut), 2546 nucleotides. RefSeq names its product kelch-like protein 4. The transcript is spliced from 12 exons. Gene Ontology annotation, molecular function: protein binding. The coding region runs from base 192 to 2303 and encodes 703 amino acids. The record is from RefSeq and is a predicted model, not a curated record. Gene Ontology annotation, biological process: response to endoplasmic reticulum stress. NCBI's taxonomy places the organism in Eukaryota, Viridiplantae, Streptophyta, Magnoliopsida, Fagales, Juglandaceae.
CACAAUCAAUUUACCUCCUGAGCAAGGAAACAUUCUCUAUAAACCCAAUAGAAAAGGCAGUACACACACCACACUUCGUUUACUCUGGAAACACCCUGUACUUGUUAUGUUACUUUUGCACUUGUUCUCCUCCCAUUUCGCGUUUCGCGUGUUUUCUCCGUAGUCUCAGAGCAAAAUCCACCCGCUCAGAAAUGGCUGCAGGGAGGAAAACACAGACAUUUUUUGCUAGCAAAAGUAUACCUUCAUCUCCAGAUCUGGUGAGCAGCUCUUCAUCUGUAAGAAAUUUGGGAAAGAAUCACCUGGGCGGGGUCAUAUUUGGUUGCAACAACAAUACCAUUAAGGAAUGUCUCCUUAAACAACUCUUUGGCCUACCAGCUCAGCACUUUUCAUAUGUGAAGAAUAUUGAUCCUGGCUUACCACUCUUCCUAUUCAACUACAGUAACAGAAAACUUAGUGGAAUCUUUGAGGCUGCCAGCCCUGGCCAAAUGAAUAUUAACCCUUACGGCUGGACCACUGAUGGUUCAGAGAGAACAUUAUAUCCUGCACAGGUUCAGAUCCUUGUCCGCAAGCAUUGCCAGCCACUGCCUGAAAAUCAGUUUAAACCAAUAAUUUCUGACAACUACUACACUGAGACACAUUUCUGGUUUGAGCUAGACCACGCUCAAGCAACUAGACUCAUGUCCUUAUUUGCACCUUUAGCAGUUGCUCCAAGUACUUCUGUACCACGGAAUACUGCAAAGUGGAGAGCUAUUUUUCAGGCUUUUCCCCUGAAUGACGUCGUAGAGAAAGGUGAAGGGUUUAAGCCACUUACUUUGGAAAUCAAGCAUUCUAAUCACUCAAGUCAGAAAUUGGAUGUUGCUUAUGCAUUUGAUGGAUACAACCAGAUAUCGGAAGCUCACUCCGAUGUAAAGUUAGUUGAGCAAGAUGAGAAAGAAGUAAUUGUCAUGAAACUGAAAGAAUUGGCUCGUUGCCGUGAGCAUCAAGACUUGCCUACAUUGCGUAAUGUAGAAGAUACUGCUGUUAUGAAUGGUAUUCAAUUGGAACACAAAUAUUUUCAAAGGGAGCAAACAGGUGCGGAGGACAAGAAUGAAGAUAAUCCUCAGUCAUCAUCUGAGUGUCAGUCCAUCAUAACUCAGUUGAUUCAAGAGGUGCAAGAGCUAAAGGCUUUUAACACAGAACAAACUCAGAAGAUUGGCAUUUUGGAGCAGAAGCUGAUGGAGGCAGAAAUGGAAAUUCUGCUUUUGAAAGAUCAUCGUGUGAUGUUGGAACCUGUGUCCAAUCCUUCUGACACACUUGGUAAUGAUACAAUCAUUGAGGCUAUUGAUGAGCUCCAUAUGGAUCAAUCUGUGUCAAAUCCUUCUGAGGAACUUGUUAAUGAGACAGUUAUUGACUCAUUGGAUGAGCUCCAUUUGGACCCUAAUGAGUCAAUAUAUCUGAUAGGAGGAUAUGAUGGUGAAUCAUGGUUGUCAUCAUUGAAUUCAUAUCAUCCUUCUCAGGACAUGAUAAAAUCUCUGAGGCCUAUGAGCUCUGUCAGAUCAUACUCUUCAGCUGCCCAGUUGAAUGGUGAACUUUAUGUAUUUGGUGGGGGAAACGGAUAUGUAUGGUAUGACACAGUUGAGUCGUACAACCCAGCUAAUGAUGAGUGGACUUUGCAACCUCCACUAAAUCAGGAAAAGGGUAGUCUAGCUGGUGCUACUAUAGAUAAUAAAAUAUUUGCCAUUGGUGGGGGGAAUGGCAUGAAAAGCUUUUCAGAAGUUGAAAUGCUUGAUUUAGACAUUGGAAGAUGGAUAUCAACACGGUCAAUGCUAGAAAAGCGGUUUGCUCUUGCUGCAGCGGAACUGAAUGGUGUGCUUUAUGCUACGGGCGGAUAUGAUGGGAAUGAUUACUUGAAUUCUGCUGAGAGAUUUGACCCUAGAGAACAUUCUUGGACAAGAAUUGCAAGUAUGAAUACAAAGAGGGGCUCCCAUUCCCUGGUUGUUUUCAAUGAGAAAUUAUAUGCUCUGGGUGGAUAUGAUGGAAAUACGAUGGUUCCAAGUGUUGAAAUAUUUGAUCCACGUCAGGGAUCAUGGAUUUGUGGUGAACCAAUGGUAAACCCUAGGGGAUAUUCUGCUGCUGGUGUUAUCAAGGAUUCUAUCUAUGUAAUUGGAGGAAUUAAAAUGUGCGGUACUGUUAUUGACACGGUUGAAACUUACAAGGAUGGUCAGGGUUGGCAAGAAACCCACACAAAGGCCCUUGGGAAAAGGUGCUUCACUUCAGCCAUUGUUUGCAGUCAUGAUGUGGAAGGUCAAGGAGGCUUCACAUAAUUGCUCUUGUUCAAAUAUAGAAGAAGAAGAUUUCGUCUCAACCAAUUUAGCUUGCUAAGAAAGACUAUAAUUUUUGUUCUCCGAGUAUCAUCACGCUUGAUGGAGCUCGAAGGAUAUUUUUGUUUUUUGGUUUUCCUUUUCUCUUCAUUUUAGUUUUGGGUUUUUGUUAUUUGUGGUACUUUUGAGCAUUUGGUACUUGUUAAUAUGCAGUAUGUGAUACUAUGCAGCCAAGCAGCUUCUGAA